Messenger RNA from Lasiodiplodia theobromae, 498 nucleotides. Its product is annotated as Ribosomal protein L25/L23. The transcript has 3 exons. Gene Ontology annotation, cellular component: catalytic step 2 spliceosome. Gene Ontology annotation, molecular function: peptidyl-prolyl cis-trans isomerase activity. Lineage: Eukaryota; Fungi; Ascomycota; Dothideomycetes; Botryosphaeriales; Botryosphaeriaceae. The record is from RefSeq and is a predicted model, not a curated record. Bases 1 to 498 code for a protein of 165 amino acids. Gene Ontology annotation, biological process: protein peptidyl-prolyl isomerization; protein folding.
AUGUCCGUCACGUUGCACACCGACCUCGGUGAUCUCAAAAUCGAGCUCUUCUGUGAGAGCGUCCCCAAGACCGCCGAAAACUUCCUCGCCCUCUGCGCCUCCGGCCAGUAUGACGCCUCGCCCUUCCACCGCCUGAUCCCUUCCUUCAUGGUGCAGACAGGCAGCCCGGCCUCGGACCCCAAGUCCAAGAGCUCCGUCUCCAUCUUCACCACGCCGGACCGCCUGUUCGAGGACGAGAUCAAGCCCGCUCUGCGCCACAAUGCGCGCGGCAUUGUGAGCAUGGCCAACAAGGGCCCCGACACCAACGGCAGCCAGUUCUUCAUCUGCUUCGCCCCGGCCCCGCAUCUGGACGGCAAGAACACGGUUUUUGGCCGCGUCAUCGAGGGCGACGAUGUGUUGGACCAGCUGGAAGGCCUGGAGGCCGACAAGAAAGGACGUCCGAAGCAGAAGGUCACCAUCAGAAGCGUGACGAUCCACGCGAACCCACUGGCUGGAUGA